Leptosia nina is the source of this 6030-nucleotide messenger RNA. The record is from the annotation of a GenBank genome assembly. NCBI's taxonomy places the organism in Eukaryota, Metazoa, Arthropoda, Insecta, Lepidoptera, Pieridae.
AUGUCUGCACUCUCGACGCCGAGUGGCGGAGGAAAUACGGCGCAGAGCAAGCCGACGCCCGGCAAGCAAAAAUAUCAGAAAUUGGACAUCAAUAGUCUGUACUGCGCUAAUAGGAAUGAAAAUUCUGAACCGUCCUCUGUAAAAUCACAAUUAAGCCGUAAACAUGGAAUGCAAAGUCUUGGGAAAGUGCCUUCUGCAAGGCGUCCUCCGGCCAAUUUGCCUUCUUUGAAAACUGAAACUGGUCAAGAUCCAAGUGCUAACUCAGUUGCUACUGUCGCAACCACUGUAACUACUACACCAACAUGCUCCACACAAUCAAUAACAACUUCAACACAGAGUGGUGCGGCUGCGGGGGCUGCAUCGGCGGGAGGAUGGGUGUCUCUACCACCUCCAUCAUCUCCACACUUCAGGACAGAGUUCCCUUCAUUAGAGGCAGCUGCUCAACCUUCACACCGUUCAUCAGAUCAUUCAUCUGCCCAUUUGCAACUCAGACCACAAACGGAAGGCAGUUGGACGUGCGGUGGAAACGCAGGGGCGCGCCAGGAGGUAUCGGCCUCACCCGCAGGCGCGCCCGCCUCCUCGCCCGCUUCACAGCCAACUCCCGCCUACCGAGCCAUUGUGCCAUCCUUCCUGAUGAAAGGUAGCGCUGGUAGUGGCCUUGGAAUGGGACCUUUGAACACACUCCGUGAUAACAGAAGUAAUGGAAGUAGCAAUACAGGAGCAAACUCAAGUGGUAAUAAUUCUGGAGCGGCCAGAACUAACCCAAGGCCAGCCACCACGCCGAGAGCUGUGGAGGUUCUUACGGCGCGACCUAUCUUACGAGAUGAAGAAAUAUCGUCCCUCGAUGAUAUAUCGCGUGAUGCAGGAUGGGCACAACAUGAUGACAUUGAUUAUGAUCAAAAAUUGGAUUUCUCUGAUGGCGAGUCUUCUGCACCCGCCCCUAAAAUAAGCAACAAAAAUAAUAACCGUGCCAGUAUUGAUGUUGAACGCGUAGAUUCUAAGGUUCAGGAUCCCGGUGAUGAGGAGCAGCUGUGGGCAGAGCGAAGACAGAAACAAAGUAAUGAAGUUGCUCAAGCUGUUGCUCGAGCGAGACAGCGCAAAGAAGAAGAGCAACGUCGGCAAGUGAGAGACGCUGCGGUGCAGCACCAGCCUAAGGAUGGGCGCGAAAGAACUGAGCGAAAUGUACGUGACCGUAACGAUCACAGAGACCGGGAUCACGAUAGCAGGGAAAAAGAUCGCAUUGAUAAUAGAGACCGGGAUCGUAUCGAUGUACGGGACAAAGAACGAAAUGACCGCGAUAGAGACCUUAGGGACAAGGAGCGUCUAGACAAUAGAGACCGUGAUCGCAUGGAUAAUAGAGAUCGUUUCGACAACAGAGACCGUGACCGUGAUAGGCCCGUCGACAAUAGAGAUCGAAAUAGACUUGACAAUAGAGAGCGUCAAGAAGACAAAGACAGAGACCGUAGCGAUCGCGAUAGGUUCGACCGAGAUAGAGAUCGCGACAACAGGGAGUUUCGCGAUCGGGAAUCUCGCGAUUAUGGUCGCGAUCGCGAUCAGUCAAAUCCAGCGUUCUCAAAAACAUUUCAGGCAAAUAUACCUCCAAGGUUUUUACGCCAACAACAAAACCGGCAACAAGAUGACCAAAAUAAAGGCUGGGCUUUUAGUGGAAAAUCGGCGCCGCGACGUCAAGAUCCUCCGUCCUAUAACGCUCCUAGGCAUGCAUCUAAUAACGGUCGGCGGUCAUAUUCAAGGGAUUAUUCCGAUCGUGAAGAUGAGGUAAGGCGUGAUAAAGAUGUUUCUGGGCAACAAUGGAGAUCAGAAAUGCAAGAUCAAGAAAGGCCUGCUAGAGACUUUGACCGUUCGAAUUCCAAAGACGGUAAUGAAAGUAAAGAUCGACGAAUCGAUCUAGAAAGAAAACCAUUUGAAGGAGUUUCGGAAAGUAGUAGAACAGCAGCCGACAAGCUUACAGAAGUAUUUGAGCGAAAAAGUAUUGGGUUGUUUGAGCCUUUUACAUCGCCUGAAACGCAGGGGCAAGUCAAUGCUCCUGAAAGAAGAAUUACACCGCCAUCAAAUGUACCGCGUGAUUCCUCUGAAAAAGAUAUCGGUAAAGCUUCUUGGGCUGAAGUUGCCAAAGAUGAUGGCAGCAAUGUAAACCCGACCAAGACGUCGACUUCUGAUAAUACUGUGUUAAUUAAAGAGAAUGACAAAGUUUCGAAAGAAUCUGCCUACAAAGAAGCUAAAGAAAUUGUACCUGCUUCACCACCAAUAGCACAAAUCUCACAACAAACUUCUAACAAUAUUUCUAAUGAUAAUAAUUUGACUCAAAAUUAUAAUAAUAAAUUUACAAAUAAUUCAUUACAUCCUAAUCAAAGCUUUGUUCAAACCAAUCAAAAUGUUCCUACAACUAUGCAAAGCCAUAUGAAUGUGUCUGGGAAUACUUCUGUUCCAACCUCCUUUACUGAAAACCAAUCUCUUCCUAAAACUAGUAUCUCUCCUCCUAAGAUUGAAAUUCUAUCUAAUUUACCUCAAGUACCACAGCAAGCGACUUCUGAGAAUAAUGUUUCUCAACUAAAUGUUAUGAACAAUUUGAAUUUACAAAAAACGGACAAGGAACUUUCUGAGCCUGAAGCUAUAGUAUCUAAGCCUGAGCCAAGUAAUUCAAUAAAUACAAAAGUUAAUGACCAACAUUCAAUGGAUAAUAUCCAAGGCGAGUUAUUUAAAAAAGUUGGAGAUGAGAAAAAGAAUGAGAGAUUUAGCAACGAAAGUCUUAAUAAAAUACCAAAUAAAGAACCAAUAGAAAGAAAAUCAAGUGGAUCUGGAUCUGAAAAGAAAGGUAGAUCUUUCGGUGGCGGCGGUUAUAAUGUAUAUAAUAGAGGUUGGGGACCAAGAGAAUCUCGUGGACGCCGCUCGCAUCGAAGUUCUCGUUCUAACAACAGAGCAAGUGAAUCUGACGGUUCUACGGACGCAGAACGGAAAGAAAGGCGUCGUGCGCCACGCAGUCCGAGAGGAGCUAAGAAACAGGAAAAAACCGAAAACAUUUCUAAUUUAGUUUCUGAUCCCGGCCAGGUUCCUUGUACUACUGAAGCAAUGGAAAAUAGAGAACCGUUUGCCCCACGUGGGCAGCCGUCGCGUCGAGGUCGAGGAGGUUUCCAAGGUAUAACGAGACCUCCAGCACCUACCAAAAGAGUGACUGGCUAUGGACCGCCAAAUACUAAAAGUCCAUUCAGUCAAGCAAAUAGAGUCAAAGACACUGAUGAUAAUAAGGAUAGUAUUCAGGAUGAUAGAAGUCAGCCAAUUCUUAGAUCUCGCGGACCAACUGGUAAAGGUCGUGAGCGUCGUUCCAAAGGCGGGUUAGGACCGCACAGUGGGGAAGAUGAGAAUUGGGAAACAACUUCUGAACAUUCCGAAGGCGGCGGGACUCGUCGUCGUUCUAUUGGAGGUAGACAAUCUGGCCAAUCUCUAAGAGGUAACCGAAACCAAAACUCUGGCAACAGACAGAGUGGUCGCAAUACACAAGGGGGUGCGAAAAGAGAACCUUUAUCAGACAAAGGAGGUGAAGUAGUAGAGGCUAUGAAUGAUCUUAAAUUAUCAAAUGCUAAAAAUGAUGAAGUGGUCGAUGAUGGUUUUCAAGAAGUCCGCAACAAAAAGAACUCAAAAGAUGGCCGAGGGCCUCCUGUCAAUACAAAAGAAGAAAAUCAAAAUGGCUCAAAGCAACCUCGGUCAAGAUCAAAUCAAGGAGGCGGAAGAAAUGGCUCAUCUAGUAGAAAUUCUGAGAAACCCAAUUCACGUGGUUCAGCGCCCCUUUCUGGUAAAGCCAAUUCACAAUAUGAUAGACCGCGAACUGCUAAUCUCGCUCCCCGGUUCGUGAAGCAAAGGCAGAAACAACAAAUGGGCUUGGUAUCUAGUUUCUUACCUGAUACUGGUGCAGCGCCGCCUCCACCAACCGUCAAUGCCUGGGACAAACCAAUCGCGCAAACCCUACGCGGAAAUGUUGAGGAUCCGGUUGACGUUGUUGAUAAAUCGAGCCAAUCGAGUCAAAGGAGCACCCCAGGAGAUGCACCAAUAGAAGCUAAGCCUAAUCCACCUCCGGCCCUAGUCACCGAAAAGACUGGUGUGCUCGAUGGUGCAACUCCUCCGGUGGAAACUAUUAUUUUCGAAAAUACAAAUUAUAAAACUCCACCUGCUGAAGCUUUAAAGCAAAAAUACCAGCCUAGCGUUAAUACAGUAAAAUCUCAGGAAGAAGUGGCUAGUGCAAUGGAAUCUAGAGUUCUGCAAUUUAAUGGCGAUGUUAGACCUCGUCCAAGAUCCAUUCAGGAUAUUAUCGCAGAGACCGGUAGACCCGUCACAGAAGCUGACGGAUCUCUUGGGCUUCCUAUGUCAUUUGAAGCCACUCAAAAAACUGAAGAUUCGUCUGAUAUGAAACUUGAUUUUGCGUUUGACUCCGACCUUGGCCAACUAACUGAAGACAAAACUACAAAGAGUCUCGGAUUGCCGCGCGCCACUCACAUGAGCACCUCGAAUACGAUCUCUCCAUCUGCGGCGGAUCUCAAUUUGAAAAUUGCCAGUGUAAAGAAAGUUUGGGAGAUGCCGGCCGUCGUGGAAGGAACUGAGGAACUACAGUUUACUGGUUUCGAAGAAAGCAAUCCUGACACCGGAGCGCCACCGAAUGUGUGUAAGGUCAAACCUACCCAGCAAUUGCAAUCACCACCACCCCAACAUUACAACCACGUCGGUUAUCCCGGAAGCUACGGCGGCUUGUCGGUGCCAUCCCCACCGGCAGUACUGUUUAAUUCGUCCCAGCAGAUAUUAGGUUCGUCUCAACAACUACAACAACAGGGCGGACUAUAUGGAGCAUUUUUAGAUCAAACGAGGGGACAAUUCGGCGGAUUUCCAGCGACACCUUAUGGGGCGGGCUCUGCGACUCCAUACAACUAUCAACCUCCACCAGAUAUGUUUCAGAGUCUUCAGAGUCAGUACCGAAUGGCCGCCGCUGGAGGUGGCGCCGCAUUUGGGCAGUCCGGACAGUUGGGUAAUAGUCCCAGUACAGUUCUUAUCUCAAGUACAUCUAAUUCAUUGAUGUCCGCCACAGUUAAACCUUCAUCACAACAGAUUGGUGCAAUUGGUAGUAAAGGCGGUGGCGUUAGUGGCGUCGGCGGUGUGGGUGGCGUGAACACGUUCCAACAGCAGUAUCUAGGGUAUUCGGGGCCAGUGGGCGAGUCUCCAUACUCUCUUCCGGGGCUAUUGCCUCGACCGGCUCCUCCCGCGAACUCGUACUACUCGCCGUACCAGCCACCCGCGGCGCCCGCGCCCACCUACCCCUUACAGUUCACACAGCCUGCGCAAUCGAACGCGUUCAGCUCUCAGUUCCUCUCCUCGCAGUUGCAUGUCGCUGCUGCAGUUCAACAGAUGCAACAACAAUACCGUGCGCCAAUGCAGCAACAAUAUGCGCCGCAGCCGCGUCCGCCGCCACAGCAACAACUCAAGAGUCCACUGCACGAACACGCCAACGGCUUCGCGCCGCUCUGCGAAUCUGGUUCGCCGACUCCGAAAGGCGUCGCGAAGCCUCAGAAGCCGCCACACUCCCCGCCUCAACACAAGUACCACGCGCCACCUCCUCACUCCCAGCACCUGCAACACCCUCCACCUUCGCACACGCCCCAUCAGCACCAUCACCAACAACACCAACAGCAGCAACUAGUCGGCGGCGGAAACAACGGCCGGGGGUGCGGCAAUGGCAACGCCAUGAAUCGCAACAUGAUGCCACAAAGGUACCCCGCGCCCAUCCAGCGGCCACACGCGCCCGCGAUGCCCAUGUAUCGCGCGCCACAGCCGCCGCGGCAACACCAUGCGCCAAGGCACAACCUCUACUACCACCAUCCCCCGCGCAGACCCCUCGAGUGUCAAGAUGGCAGCGGUGGCGCCGAGCAACACUCGCGCGAGGGUGGAAACACGCCCUCCACUGUCGAGGAACCUGUAGAGGUGCCGCCCCCCAGCGACGCGCCGGCACCCCCCGAGGUGAAGGCCGAGUGA